Messenger RNA from Fundulus heteroclitus (mummichog), 919 nucleotides. Its product is annotated as histone H3. The transcript is spliced from 2 exons. NCBI's taxonomy places the organism in Eukaryota, Metazoa, Chordata, Actinopteri, Cyprinodontiformes, Fundulidae. The record is from RefSeq and is a predicted model, not a curated record. Bases 183 to 851 code for a protein of 222 amino acids. Gene Ontology annotation, molecular function: DNA binding; protein heterodimerization activity; structural constituent of chromatin. Gene Ontology annotation, cellular component: nucleosome.
GUUUCGCGCUUUAUUUUGAAAAUUUAAAUCCAACCAAUAGUUGAGUGAGAAUGGUUUCAGCACGUGUUGAAUCUGAGCCAAUCAGAAGCGAUCCCGCCCCUGUCAGUCUCUUUAUAAAGCCGCUGUUCGCUAUCGGGACUCAUGUCUUCAGUUAGAAACGUGAAGAAAGCUCCUGAGCUACAAUGGCCAGAACCAAGCAGACCGCUCGUAAAUCCACCGGAGGAAAGGCUCCCAGGAAGCAGCUGGCUACCAAGGCUGCCCGUAAGAGCGCCCCGGCUACCGGUGGAGUGAAGAAGCCUCACCGCUACAGGCCCGGUACCGUGGCUCUGAGAGAGAUCCGCCGCUACCAGAAGUCUACGGAGCUGCUGAUCCGCAAGCUGCCCUUCCAGCGUCUGGUGAGGGAGAUCGCUCAGGACUUCAAGACGGACCUGCGCUUCCAGAGCUCUGCCGUGAUGGCUCUGCAGGAGGCCAGCGAGGCCUACCUGGUGGGUCUGUUCGAGGACACCAACCUGUGCGCCAUCCACGCCAAGAGGAGAACAAUGAGUGGACGCGGCAAAGGAGGUAAAGGACUCGGGAAAGGAGGCGCCAAGCGGCACCGUAAAGUCCUCCGUGAUAACAUCCAGGGAAUCACCAAGCCCGCUAUCCGCCGCCUGGCUCGCCGCGGUGGAGUCAAGCGUAUCUCGGGCCUCAUCUACGAGGAGACCCGCGGUGUGCUGAAGGUCUUCCUGGAGAACGUGAUCCGGGACGCCGUCACCUACACCGAGCACGCCAAGAGGAAGACGGUCACCGCCAUGGAUGUGGUGUACGCUCUCAAGAGGCAGGGCCGCACUCUCUACGGCUUCGGAGGCUAAAGCAGCAGCAGCUCAACCAGCAACCCAACGGCUCUUUUAAGAGCCACACACAUUUCUUUAAGACAUUA